AUGACACUAGUAGCCUAUUAUGACUUGGAGCUAUAUCAAAUAGAUGUGAAAACUAACUUUCUAAAUGGAAAUUUAAAGGAGGAUGUUUACAUGGACCAACCAAUGAGAUUCUCGUUUGAGGGAAAGGAACACAUGGUGUGCAAAUUAAAGAAAUCAAUAUAUGAACUUAAACAAGUUUCACGCCAGUGGUAUUUGAAGUUUAAUGAUACCAUUGUUUGCUUUGGAUUUAAGGAAAACAUUGUUGAUCGAUGCAUAUACUUGAAGGUCAAUGGGACUACUCCACUUUGGCGUAAUGGACCAGCUGAGAAACCGACUUUGUGUAAUGCUUGUGGAUCACGAUACAAGUUGAAAGGACACCUAGACAAUUAUCUCCCCAAGAAUGUCCAAUUUCAGCCACUCCUCAAGAAUUUAAAAAAUGUUCAUGCAGAUGGAAGCCAUGUCAAUGUUGAGAACGAACUUUCAAACAAUGUUCCACCAACUGAUCAUGAUGAUGAAAACAGCAACAAUUCAAGCCCAGAUUUCCAUCACAUAUCAGUACAAGACUUUGGGGAAAAAGUCCCUUCAAGGAAACGAUCACCGGUGGAGUACAGACAGAUGUCACCAAUGGAGAAGUUUCAGAAGCAACUUCUGAGAUUGUAUGAAUGUCAAAGGAAAUCAAAUGAGUCACCUCCAGAAGAGAGUUUAUUGGUGGAUAACGUGAACAACUUCAUACCCAGUAAUGAGAUAGGACUUGGAGCCAUGCUUCUUGUGACAGAUGCUGCUUCUGCAGAAUGCUCCUCAAUAGAUAACCAAGCGCAAUGAGAUUCGUCUAUGAGUCUAUGAAUCUGACCUGAUAUUGAGGUUUUCAUUUCUGAUGUGUUCACACAUUGGACGUGUAGAAUUAAUAUUUGAUCGUCUUAGCUUGCAUUAGAGCAAAGUAAGAUGUCCUUUAGGUGCAUUAUAUGAUUAUGAAUUAUCAGAAUAAUUAAUACUCGUAUAUAUAUGGGGUAUGGACCAACAACUGUUAUAUGUGUUUGGUGUG
This is a messenger RNA of Cajanus cajan (pigeon pea), 1021 nucleotides long. Lineage: Eukaryota; Viridiplantae; Streptophyta; Magnoliopsida; Fabales; Fabaceae. The record is from RefSeq and is a predicted model, not a curated record.